Messenger RNA from Coccinella septempunctata (seven-spotted ladybird), 3763 nucleotides. RefSeq names its product DNA polymerase subunit gamma-1, mitochondrial (gene tam). Gene Ontology annotation, biological process: mitochondrial DNA replication. The record is from RefSeq and is a predicted model, not a curated record. The transcript has a single exon. Bases 230 to 3643 code for a protein of 1137 amino acids. NCBI's taxonomy places the organism in Eukaryota, Metazoa, Arthropoda, Insecta, Coleoptera, Coccinellidae. Gene Ontology annotation, cellular component: mitochondrion; gamma DNA polymerase complex. Gene Ontology annotation, molecular function: DNA binding; DNA-directed DNA polymerase activity; 3'-5' exonuclease activity.
ACCUAACCUAACCUAACCUACCUGAACUGGAUCGUGUAUCUGUCAGUUGAGUUGAGUUUUUCUUUCUAAGGCCGAAUUUUCCUGUUCAAUAAGUUUUCUACGAAGUUAUUCUUCUAUAGAUUGAGGUAAGAGAAAAAUUAAUUGUAGAUUUUAUAAAUUGUAUGUGCGGGGCAUUUAGGUUCAACCAUUUACAUGGCCAGUUGAUAAGAUUUGAAUCUAUCAUGAAAUAAUGGAUAAGAAGAUAUUGAAGAGAAGUUUUUCAUUGACUAAUAACUUGAAAAAUACAGUGAGGAAGGUGUAUUUGCCAAAUCCAAAUAAAAAGCGACUUGUGGUUUCCAAAGUGCCAAAAUGUCCAUCAACAGAAACUUUCAGAGGACCCAGAAUCAACAAACUGGGUAUUCAAAUGUUGUCACAACCCAUCCACGAUCAGUUAUUCAAGAAAAACCAAGCGGACAAUUGCGAUCCAAUCACAUUAGAAAGAUGCAGAGCCAAUUUGUCUAAAUUUGAACUUGGACUCAAAGAAAAUAAAAUAGUUCCUGAUGUAGACUUCAAAAUUCCACCUUUGAGGGGGGAAAGUUUGCUGGAACAUUUUCAGCUUAUAGCGGAAGAACAAUCCGAUCCAUAUAAAAAUCUUAUUGUGAAAUUGUUGAAGAAUAUACCUCCAAUUCCGAAAAAAUGGAUAUUGCAGGAGGGAUGGACUAGGUACAGUCCUGAUUCUGAACCUCAGUCAGUUCCUUACCCUUCAGAGGAAGCUAUAGUUUUUGAUGUUGAAGUUUGUAUGAUGUGUGGUAAAGCACCAACUUUAGCGACAGCAGUGAGUAGUGAGGCUUGGUAUGCGUGGGUUAGCAAAUCGUUGAUUGAUGGGUCCAGUGAACCUGUGGUGCCUAAACAUUAUACUUCUGAUCAUAUGAUACCUCUGGAGAGCACAAAAGAAGAUAUUUCUCAUAGAAAAGGAAGACUAAACUUCAAGGAAUUCUUGAGGAAACCUAAAAUCGUAGUUGGACAUAACGUUUCAUACGACAGAGCUAGAAUCAAGGAGCAAUAUUGGUUAGAACGGACUGGGACGAGAUUCUUGGACACUAUGAGUUUACAUAUUGCUGUGAGCGGUGUUACUAGUUACCAACGGAUAUUAUUGAAAUCGAAUAAAACUGAAGAGGAAGAUGAAGGUUGGAAGAAUGUUAGUGCGUUGAAUAAUCUUGCUGAUGUUUAUAAAUUAUAUUGUGAUAAGAAGUUGAGUAAACAGACUAGAGAUAUAUUUGUGGUAGGUACUUUGAACGAUAUUAAAGCGGAUUUUCAAAAAGUUAUGAACUAUUGUUGUAAUGACGUUAUUGCCACAUACGAAGUUCUACAGAAGUUAUAUCCGAUGUUUUUGGAGAGGUUUCCACAUCCCGCAACCUUUGCGGGGAUGUUAGAGUUGAGUACAGCUUAUUUACCAAUUAAUGAAAACUGGGAUAAAUAUAUUGAUAGUAGCCAGCAAAGUUACGACGAUUUAGACAUUGAGAGAAAAAUUAAACUGACCCGUAGGGCAGACCAAGCCUGUAGUCUUCUCCAUAACGAAGACUACAAGAAAGACUUAUGGCUUUGGGACGAAGAUUGGGAAAUAAAGUAUUUGAAAGUGAAGAAGAGUUUGGACGAUUUGAAAAAGAAGAAAAAAUCGAAUAGUGAGGAUGUAAUACCGGUUGUGGAGAAUAAAGAAAAGAUUAUCAGUGAAGAUGAUGAGUAUGAUCCUUUGGAAGCAAAAUUCAGAGGCUUAUGGGAAACUAAGGAAAACUUGGGAAAAGUUAGACCACUACUGGCAGGUUAUCCGAAUUGGUACAGGAAAUUGUGCCCGAAACCGUUCUCCCCAAGUUCGGAAAAUUGGGUCCCGGGACCACAAUUGAUAAGCACAUCCAUGCAGAUAACCCCAAAACUGCUCAAUUUGACUUGGGAAGGUUACCCUCUGCAUUAUCUGAAAUCGAAAGGAUGGGGUUUCUUGGUCCCUUUCAACAACGACACCGAUAUCGAUCGGAGAUUACCGCUGGAACAACUGUUGAAGAAAUGUCCCCUACUGACCGACAAACCGAAAAGAAGCACCGCGGAAGACAACCUGAACGCGAUAUCUUCGAAGGUGCAGGAGGAAUUGAUGCGGAAAGAAUUUUAUUCUAGGGCCAAGCAAGACAAAACUGGUAAUCUGUACAAAGGUACCGGUAUCUGGUGUAAUACCGAAGUGGAAGAUUGCUGUUGGUUCUUCAAAUUACCGCACAAGAACGGUCCGUCUUACAACGUCGGUAACCCCCUUUCCAGAGACUUCUUGAACAAGUUCUCCGAAAACGUCUUGGCCGGCGAUACGGAAUCCGCCGAGCACAUACUGGCCAUAGCCAGGAUGCUGUCAUAUUGGAGGAACAACAGAGAUCGAAUCAUGGACCAGAUGGUCGUGUGGUUGAACCAGCAAGAGAUCCCGAAGAAGUUGCGUAAGGAGGAGGCGAAAAUGGGAGCUAUAAUCCCGAUGGUGGUAGUUUGCGGAACGCUGACCAGGAGAGCUGUUGAAUCCACUUGGAUGACGGCUUCUAACGCACACCCUGAAAGGGUCGGAUCCGAGCUUAGAGCCAUGGUGCAGGCUCCCAAAGGUUACAAUAUCGUGGGGGCCGACGUGGAUUCCCAAGAACUGUGGAUAGCGUCUUUGAUGGGAGACGCUUCGCAUUGCAAGGUCCAAGGGGGGACCCCUUUCGGUUGGAUGACCCUAAGCGGGAAUAAAGCAGACGGUACAGAUAUGCACAGUGUCACGGCUAAAGCUGUCGGAAUCUCCAGAGAUCAAGCGAAAGUGAUCAAUUACGCGAGGAUAUACGGGGCGGGUCAAAACUUCGCGGAACGCCUACUCAAACAGUACAACCCGACCAUAUCGGACGCUGAAGCCAAGAACAAAUCCCAGAGGAUGUUCAGCAUGACCAAAGGUCGACGAUUCUACACCUUGAGGAAGGAGUACGCGUUCGAAUUACCCGACCAGCCGUACUCCAAAUGGCAAGCGUUCGAGAUCGCCAAAUCCUUCGGCAAGCACGUGGACGACGUCUUCGAGAAACCCGUUUGGGUGGGGGGUACUGAAUCCGCCAUGUUCAACCGUCUGGAGCAGAUCGCCAACGAGAAGACGCCGACGACGCCCUUCUUGAACGGACGCCUGAGCAGGUCCAUCGAGCCCAAGUCCCUGAACGACGACAGAUACCUGCCGACCAGGGUGAACUGGGUGGUGCAGAGCGGCGCCGUGGACUUUCUCCAUCUGAUGCUGGUGUGCAUGAGGUGGUUGCUGAAGGACAGGGGCAGGUUCUGCCUGAGCUUCCACGACGAGAUACGCUAUUUGGUGCCGGAGGAGCAUAGGUACAAGGCCGCGUUGGCCAUGCACGUCACCAAUCUCCUCACCAGGUCGUUCUGCGUCCAGAAGUUGGGUCUGAACGAUCUACCGCAAUCCGUGGCUUUUUUCUCGUCGGUCGAGGUGGACACUGUACUCAGGAAGGACGCGAAGCAGGAUUGCGUCACUCCGUCGAAUCCACACGGUUUGGAGAAGGGCUACGAGGUGCCCAACGGGGAGUCUUUGGAUAUUUAUCAGGCUGUCGAGAAGGCCUGCGGGCAGUACGCCGUUUGGUAUAUGGAGGAUGACGAAUUGAAAAAAUGAGAUAGAGAGAAACGAGCAGAGGACGACUAUAGGAAUGGACCUUUGAUAUUUCGAAUGUUUUCUUGAAUUGUUAGGUUUGCUAUUGCGAGUUCAGUUGAUUAAAGUGUUUUUCAAUGAAUA